AUGAACUUACAUUACAAGGAAUUAAGCAAUUUUUUGUUCAAAUUGAUAAAGAAAAAAGAAUGGAAGUUUGAUACUUUAUGUGAUAUUUAUGAAACAAUAACCAUUUUACAAACAGUUAUCUUUUGCUCAACAAAAUAAAAAUGUGAAUGGUUGACAAACAAAAUGAGAUAUCUUAAUUUUUAUGGAGCAUAAAUGAAUGGAAAUAUGAGUUACCAAGAAAGAGAGAAAAUUAUGACUGAUUUUAUAUAAGGAAAUUAAAAUUCUUGA
This is a messenger RNA of Paramecium sonneborni, 267 nucleotides long. NCBI's taxonomy places the organism in Eukaryota, Ciliophora, Oligohymenophorea, Peniculida, Parameciidae. The record is from the annotation of a GenBank genome assembly.